This is a messenger RNA of Striga hermonthica, 960 nucleotides long. The record is from the annotation of a GenBank genome assembly. Lineage: Eukaryota; Viridiplantae; Streptophyta; Magnoliopsida; Lamiales; Orobanchaceae.
AUGUCAGCCGCCACCCCACCCUCUCGCAGUCGCGCGGUCUCGCCUCCACACCACCCGGCCACACUCCAGGCAGUCGCCGGCCGCCGCCCUAACGCCUCCACGCCGGUCCUGCUGAGUUCGGCCAUGUCAAAUCUUGCUCGUUCCAACUCGUUGUCGGCAGCUCGUGGUAGAGGAAGCCGUGCCUUCUCGAUGCCGCCGGACAAGCAUCUCGGUUUGGGGACCAUGUUGCCAGACCCGCCGGAGCCAGCACCAUCGAUUAAAGACAGCAGCAGCGGAUCCAUUACUGGUAAGGUGAAUGCCGGUGUGUCGUCAGCAUCAUGUUCAGUGGCACAAAAUGAAGACACAGUCCCUCCGAACCAAGAGGCAAAUCAUUUAAGCAAUGAAGAAAUAAUUGCCCUUGACGAUGAGGAUGCUGAGGCUGAGGGAGAGGAGGUUGGUGGGACAACAGGAAAGAGGAAGAAAAGGUGCACAUCUGCUGUGUGGCAAUAUUUUACCAAGAAGACAGUGGUAGUAGAGGUUGACGGCAAGAAGUAUGAGCAACUGUGGGGCUACUGCAACUUCCCAAAGUGCAGCGCUAGGUACAGAGCCGAGUCUGUCAAUGGAACAAAUGCAUUUCAGAGCCAUUUGAGAUCAACCCACAGCAUUGUAAAAGGUCAGUUGCAGCUCAAGACUGAAAGAGACCGUGGAAAAGAUGUAACUUUAGUGCAGGCUUUCAAGUAUGACCUUGAGACUAGUAUAAAAAAAUUCUAUUUGGCAAUAAUUAUGCAUGAAUACCCGUUCAAUAUGGUUGAGCAUGAGUACUUUGUUGAUGCCCUUAAGUCUUUGCGUCCAAACUUUGCCUUCAAGUCAAGGGUCACUGCUAGAAAAGAUAUAAUGGACAUGUAUACAGAAGAAAAAGAUAAGUUGUAUGAUCUCAUGAAAAAAGUGCCAUCUCGCUUUAGUGCAACCAUGGAUGUAUAG